Messenger RNA from Dermacentor andersoni, 4096 nucleotides. Its product is annotated as nose resistant to fluoxetine protein 6-like. The record is from RefSeq and is a predicted model, not a curated record. NCBI's taxonomy places the organism in Eukaryota, Metazoa, Arthropoda, Arachnida, Ixodida, Ixodidae. Gene Ontology annotation, molecular function: acyltransferase activity, transferring groups other than amino-acyl groups.
GUUUUCUCAGAUAGUGGAGUAACCGCCGCUGCCCAAUACUCGUGCGCGCUAGUGAUCCGAGCGCGCCGGCUUCAUCCACCAAUCGCUGCGGCAGGAAGAGAGAGCGCGAAGUCUUCCACACGAGCCUUCACUCGACCUCACGACGCCAGCGUUGUUAACGCGGCCACCGAAUGUGACGGUAACUCGCACCAGUGCGAAUCGGAGUGAAAGCCAGCCAGCCACCAGGACCCCUGAGCAGGCAUGUCUUGAUGCGUGGGCGCCGAUGUACAUUCAUGUGUGCCCGGUCGGGCGCGCUCCUGCCCUUCCUUUCUCGGUGCGUAUUUGGUGGUGCGAAAGAUUUCUCAGCGCCUUCCCGCAGGCGGACCCAAGUGAACUGUCAUCGCAGCAGUAAAUCGCGCUCGACGCACAACUGGGUUGCGUUCGGCUCCUGGAUACGUGAGUGCACCCGGGGCAGCGCUACCCUGCCUCUCCGCCUUCCACCCGUACUUUGUCGAAUACGAGGAAAAUAAUCGCAGAGCCCCGCUUCCAGACAGGGGCUGAGACAUGGUGCGAUGUGGGCUGUGCUGGGUUGGGCCGGCGGCCGUCCUGGUCCCAGCGGCGCUGACAGUGGCGCUCUUGUCUGGCUGCGCGCGGGCAAUCGAUAUUCGGCCCGUGCUGGAGGAAGACACGUCGUCGUUCCUGGAGAACCGUACCUUCGCCCAGCGGUUUCUGGUGCCUUCCAGCGACGGCGCCAACGGUGGAGCCAACAUCUCCCACGACGAGGCCAGUGUGCUGGAGCUGUGGCAGACCUACGACAAGGGUCUGCGUGGACAGGUGGACAACUUGCUCAGACAAGCGUUGCCGUACCUCCUCGAGAUAGGUGACGUGGGCAUCGACAUCCGCUGCGCCCAAUCGCUGCUCAAGAUCGUUUUCGGGCUGCGCAAGCUCGAGAAGUGGGCCUUCAAACUGCUGGACUCCAUCGGACGGCCCCCGUCGGGCAUCCUGGACGUGACCAUGUCGGACUACGGUGACUACGACCAGUGUCUCGAGGUUGUGUCGCUGACGCGCUCCGGCGACGAGGACUUCCGUGGACAGCACUGCAACAUCCAGGUCGAGCACCCGCACAUACCCGCCCUCACGAAACACGCCAUCGCCCGCCUGCCGCAGAUACUCAAGGAGGACAGUGUCUACAAAGACGUGCUGCUGACCUACACAAGGUUGCAGACAUCCAUUGCAGUCCGAGUGGGCAUCUGCGUUCCCUCGACGUGCAGCAAAGAGGACGUCUUCAAAAUGCUCAACCCAGCGGUCGCCAACCUGAAGCUUGGCGUCAGCGUCGCAGAGUGCGAAACGAAAGGCAUCGUCACUCUCACGGAAGAGCAGCUGGUGGCCAUAUGCAUGUUCGGCCUCUUGGGGACCGUCCUUCUCCUCGGAACGUUGCUCGAGAUUGUCCUGAAUAUUAUUCAGAGGCCAAGUUUCUGCGAAUCAUUCAGGAGAAAAGCGGACAAGAGUGUGCUGGCCACAUUCGGCGUCUUCCGCAACCUGAAGCAACUGCUGACUACAGAGGACGUGCCUUCGGCCAUGCAGUGUCUGCACGGCAUCCGCGUCAUGACCAUGUUCUGGGUGGUGCUGUCGCAGACGUACCUCAACGUCGAAUUCCAAGCAGUGCGUAGGAGGCCUCAAAUUUCUCAUACCCGCCGUGGAGUCAUUUUUCUUCCAAGUCAUCGUCAAUGGUCUCCUAGCUGUGGACACGUUCUUCUUUCUGAGGUACUUGAUAAAGCUAAAAAAGAUUUACUCGUGUAUUCGAUUGUCCUCAUUCUGCUUUUACACGCCGAUAUUCUUGCGCUGCGCAGUGGGCUCCUCCUGGCAAUGAACGUGAUCAGGAAUCUCGACAAGAAAAACGCCAAGAAGCAGACUAUCGGCAUGUUCCUCUACAGGUACUUGAGACUGACCCCUGGCUGCCUGGUGCUACUGUGCUUCUUCACCCUGGUGCCCCUGCUUGGCUCUGGUCCCAUCUGGAAGGAAAAGAUCCUGCCCGAGGUAGCCGCCUGCCGCCGCAACUGGUGGGCUGUGCUGCUCAACGUCAACAACUUCGUCCACUCCGAGCGCAUGUGCCUUCCAAGCUUGUGGUACGUCAGUGCAGACUGGCAGCUCCACUGUGCGCUCUUCUUGAUCGUCUUUCUUUUGAUGAGGAGACCAGCCUUUGGGGGCAUGGCUGCGUUUGCAGCUGUGAUCAUCUUCGGCGUCAUCAUAGGAGUGCAAACGACCUUGUCAGGUUACCCACCGACCAUGCUGCCCCUGUAUGCUGAGCGAAGCCGAGUGAUGGCGAUGGUCCAGGACGUGGUGAUGCGACCCUACACUCACGCGGGACCCUUCACGGUCGGGUUGUGCACGGCCUUCCUGAUCUUCAAGUACCCGACGACGCGGAUCACCAAGGUGGUGCAAGCGACGCUGUGGCUCUCGUCGUCACUGUGCAUGGCGCUGUCGCUGUUCGCCACGUGGAAGUGGAACCGCAACGUGGAGGCCUCCGACCUGGAGACCCUGCUCUACUCGUCCUUGCACCGCACCAGCUGGGCACUGGGCCUGGGCUGGACCGUGUACGCCUGCCUCACCGACCGAUGCGCGCUGGUGAACAAGGUGCUCUCGUGGAAGGCGUGGCUUCCGCUCAGCCGGCUGACGUACGGCGUGUACCUGGCGCAUCCGGUGGUACUCGACUUCCAGAUGUGGACUAUCCGCGAGAGGAUAUUCGGAAGUCACAUGUCCAUGCUCUACCUGUUCUCGGGCAACCUGGCCGUCAGCAUGGGAGUGGCCGUCGUAUUUUACCUUGCCUUCGAGGCACCGUUCCGGAAACUGUGCAAGGACUUCAUCGAGAAGCUGCUCGGGUGCAGCCUCCGAGCGGCACCGCCUGCUGACCCGCCAUCGCGUACGAACAGCAUCCGCGGCGGCAGCAGCAUCAAGAAGCAGCAGCAGCGGCGCCGAAACACGGCGACGGCGAACAGCACCCUGGACAUGCCCGUCAGGAACGGCGACGUGCCCCAGGAAAAAAUCGGAGUCGCGUCGGUGCACCUUUGAGCUUUACCGGCUGUUCUGCCACGGCAUGAAACUCGGUCUGCGCGUUGUGAUCUCCAAGUGAACUGAAGGCGCAGCGUGUGUGUCAGAGACGCACGCGUCGUGUCUACCACUUCCCGACGGCGGCGAGACAUCUUUGCGCCGUCUACUGCAGCCGCCCUUCGCGCACACGCUCAUUUUUCUCCUUUUAAGAAAUGCGACGUUGCACAAGCUCCAAGUGGCCAAACAGUCAUCCCGGAAUCGAGGAGCGGAGGGACGGCACCACGACGUGCGCUGUAACCAACAGAACGGCGAGCAUCUGUGACCGGAACGAAUGUGACCGGAACGAACUGUUUGCAUCCUUACGCACAGCUUCCGCCCAAAUAUGGGCUUACGAAGUCGAGUAGACUGAUAAGGUGCAACGCCUUCCACAAGCUUGGACAUCUGGUGGCUGUUGCAUACAAACAAUUGAACCCGCAUGAGCUGCCUCGCUUUAAAGACGCUCUUCGGCUUCAUGUUGGAAACAUGAAGGCCCUUUUGCAGCCCAACAUCUCUGCUGUUUCAGAGCGAUGCAUUUGUGCUAUCAGUGACGACAGGAUUAGUUGUCGUCAGCUGCAUCAGUACUACAUGGCUACCAGUGUUUGCGAUGCAUUUUCCGCGGCUUGCAGUCCGUCACGUACUCUUAAUAGCAUAUGCCGCCGCAACAUGCUCUGUCCGCAUGCGCAGUUGCGAUGUCCACACAACGAAAAUCACAUCUGCCCUUGGGGCGAGAGAGAACCUCAUGCAAGCUUGGGCGCACAAAGUCGUCGGUGCCGGGUGUUUGGUUGAUAGGCAUCGUGCUCCGGAAACAGGAUCUCAGCUGCACGAUUACGCGAGCUUCGUUUCGAGCACAGCACCAGACGGACUUCUUCAUGUGCAGUGCGCGUAAGCUGCGGACACAUAUUCUUGCCCACUUUAACUGUGCGGACAGCACAUAGCGUCUUACAGUGUGUGUGCUUUAAUAUAUGUGCCAUGGACUGGUGUCGGUGUGUGAAUACUUGCAGCCGCCAUGGUAAACGCGGUUACACAUCUC